Drosophila eugracilis is the source of this 4327-nucleotide messenger RNA. RefSeq lists its product as uncharacterized. The record is from RefSeq and is a predicted model, not a curated record. Bases 92 to 4165 code for a protein of 1357 amino acids. Lineage: Eukaryota; Metazoa; Arthropoda; Insecta; Diptera; Drosophilidae. The transcript is spliced from 7 exons.
CAAAGGCAAUGAAAAUCUAGUGUAAUAUAAGUUCAUUAGUCUCAGCGAAAACCCAAAAAGUGCUUUUAGUGCAAAAUUAUCCGUGCAAAAAAUGGUUGUUUGCAUAGGAACGAUGCCACCAGAAACGAGGCAACAACCCGCGAUAAAAAAGGAGCUUUCGGAAUUGAUAGAUAGUCACGCAAACCUCGAACUUGUUAACCCUGUUGAAAGUGGGGUCGCGGAGGAUCGCGAGGAGGGUGAGAUUGAGGACGAAUUCGAGCUGAUAAUAUCGUCCGAGGACGAAGAAUUCAAGCUCCGCGCCCGUAUUCAGCAGCUGGAGGAGAACAACAAGGAUGUGGAGCGAAUGGACAUGCUGUCCGCCAAUUUGGCCCAUCAAUAUAAUUAUCCAAAGCCUAUGCCGCGUUUGCCAUCCUACCAGCAAAAUUCACCUAUCUACAUCUUGUCAGAUGUGUCUAGCCAGUCAGAGAAUGAGUACGAAGCUCAGCGAAAAUUUAGAAAACAUAAGAUGCGCCGCGUAGAGCUGAGCAAAAGGCAAAACCAUUCUGUGCACAACGAAUACCGCAGGAAUCCCCUUGGCAGGCGCCACAAGCAUGCAUCCCCCCCUCCUCCGGUAACCACGCACCGCAGGCGUCAGGGCUAUCACCACCACCAACCGUCCAAUCAUCACCAACACCGCCACCAGCAGCAUUUCGCUCUUGAAGAUUCACUGGACAGCAUCACCGACGAUGAGCUAGGCGAGUACGACAUGAACAUUGAGAACGAGGACGAUGAAAUUGACAUUAAAAGGCUUAAAUUGAGCAGAGAUAAGCUGCGUGAGGCCUUGGCUCGAGAAGAGCGGCAGUACGACAUAAGUCAGUACAAAAGCAGCCUGAGGGACCGACUGCAGUACCGCUUGCCCAAGGCGCCUAGUCCCAAGAACAUAAGAGAGUACCCGCAGGAGAAGGAACUGCCACUUUCGCCACUGCAAAUACUUUCCGACGGUGGGGAGGAUGAGCCUGAACAGGAACAGCCGCAAAGUGAAGAUUCUGCAGAGCUCAAGCUCCGACUGAUAGCUCUUAAAUCUGCCAUUUUGAAAAAGCAUCUGGCGCGAAAAAAGCGCGACGCAGAACGGGCCUACUCACCCACUGAUAUGAUCAAUCGUGUGCAUCCUGUCAUUUCCAAUGACGAGGACAUCGAUGAUCUCAUGGAGAUCAGUCCGGCAGCAUCGCCAGAGCGAGAACAAAGUUCGCCAAGAUACUCCACAGAGUAUGCCGUGGAUACAAAGCCUGUGGACAUGGAGCUGGCCGAAACAGACAGCGAUGAUCAGAAUAAAGAUGCCUGGAAUCCGUGGUCGAAUAACUGGAACACCAUGGACAAUGCUGGUGGCAGUUGGCGAUGCUUUUUGCCAAACAACCUUCCCCCUGUUUCGGUGCCCAUUGUGAUAGAUGAAGACGAUGAGGAUGAUAUCAAAACUCAUGAUAUAAUUAGCAGAGAGAAUAGAGCUUACGACUACGACGACGACGAAAUUCCGCCUCCACCACCGCCGUUUCACAUUCCACACAUGCAUCUGGAGGAUGAUGAUGCCCGGGAUGCCAUGCACCUCGUCGACCAGCAUUCCAAUAAUAGUUAUAACACGGAAAUACAGUCUGUUUCCAUGGAAAACUCGCAGACGCAAGUGAAGAGUUUUGAUCAAUUCCAUCCAGAAUCAAGUGAUGAUGAAGCGGGAGCACUGCGGGCCAUAUUGCUUUCCAAUUUGCGGGCAAUAAAGCCACCACCACCACCUCCAGAUUCUCCGCCUCCCCCAGAUACUUCCGCUUUUGUUUCAGUACCAUCGUCUGUUGCAGAUCCUUUCGUAGAUUCCGUAAAAACUCUUGUAUCUGCUCCACUCUCCACACCCUUACCUGAUCUUGCACCUGUGUCUGGUUCAAUAGCUCAACUUAAGGAGGAGUCGAACCAAGAAAACGAUUCAGAUGAUCCAGAGGUAUUGCGUUUAUUGCUCCUAUCCAGUAUAGCUAACAAAAAGCGGGUCAGUAGCGUAACACAACAUUCAAGUCUUAGUCCAAAAAUACUUAAGAAUGCUGUGAAGCGUUUUCAAUCCACUGGGUUGCCAAUAAAAGAUGAACAGUCCCAGGAUCAGCAUCCCAAUUUAGAAGAGAUUACAGAACUAAAAACCGAGAAUAAGACGCUAAAUGAGGCUAUUGUGGAGCCGAUUGCUUUGGAAGCUGGUCCCAUCCAGAUGGCAUCCGUGGAGUCCCCGCAGCCAGUUCUCAAACCUACUAUCCAGGCCAAGGAAUUAACUUCACCCUCCACGAAAAUCAUUAAAAUUGUCAAGCCGAACAAGGUGAUCAACAAAAAGACAACGACAAAACGGAAACUACCAAUCAAUGAAGAAGCUGGCUCUGUUUUAAGCGUUAAGCGGCCAUCAGCAUUAAUGAUUAAGGAGCCCAGCGCUCCACUGCAUGGUCUGACCGCGGUCUCAUCCAACACACGCCUCAUUACCACCGUAGAUCCAGCUAGUAUCAAGGUUAACAAGCUGGUUAUUAGCUUAGCAGAGGAGUCAGCCGCUAGCGAUGACGACCUAGAGCUGAGCUCUUGCUAUGCUUAUGUCAACACAGACAUUGCCAGUCCCUUAAGUUUGGUAAUGGGCGGCUUCAGUGGCUCCACCACCAGAUCAAAUACUCCCAUAUCAGAGAUUGUGGAAACUACUCCGAGCGCCAAUAACAAUCUCAGGCGAACUGUGAUCAAUGAAUACUUUGAAAAGAAGAUCGAUGAUUUUCUGAAGCAAGCGAGAUCUAAGGCGCCCGCAAGUAACUCACCGGAGGAGACAAUUGAGCAAAUUCCAGAAAAGCCCAAGGUUGAUCAGAAACAACCAACUAUAAUCACUACCCCAAAGAUACAGCCGGCCCACAAGACGACGCCAGUGGCUGUUCGCCAUUUACCAGUUGCAUCGCAAAAGGAAUACCUACGAUUGGUAGAGCGUAUGCAACUGCUGGAGCAGAAGAAAGUUCAGGCAGCCAAGUCAGUUGCUCCUUUGGCUAAAAGCAAGGUCACAGUGGUGAAACCAUCGUCCAAAAACAAUUCACCACCAACCGCGUCAAAAGUUAACAAUUCAGCAAAGACCAUUUUAGCACAAGCAAAAAAUACCACUACCAUGACCACUAAAGCUACCUCAACAGCAGUAAACCCCCAAGAAAAAACAACGGAUAUAAAAUCACAAAAAACAAAAGCGAAGCCGAUUCAACUGUCCAAGGAGAGUCGGUUAAAAGCCUUUGAAAAUUCGUUUAAUAAAAUUGGGGGGAGUAUGCUAGUUAAUCUGGAUAAAUCACUGGAAAUGGUUGAAGAGGCCAAAAAGUCGAAGGCAAUACGUUUGCGAUGCUCACAGCGCCUCAAGGAACUUUAUGCCGAAAUGCAGAUUGUAAGGCAGGCGGUCAAACAGGAAGAACUGAAGCUGGCAAGGAUUCAGCCGGAAAUACAAUCCAGCCAUGAGAUCAUCAUAUCACUUAAGCAGAAACGUCACAAGCUCCAUACGGCAGCAAUGGACUUGGGCCGUGGAUUAAUGGGCAAAGACUACAGGUUACUCGACGAGGGAAAGGCGGCCAUCACCAGCAAAUCUACAGAGCUUACCAAACAGAUACGCCUGUACAAUUCCAUAGUGAAGUACGAAGACCUUAAAAAACUGACUGAUGCGGAGUUAAGUCAACCAAAUACUGUGAUCGAAACGGGACCUAAUACGGAUCAACCGGAGAACCCAAAAGAUAUAGAGGAAUUAAAUCCCCAAGAACCGCACUCCUUAGAACCAUCCACAGAUCCAGGAAUUGGAGACCAACACAAAACAGAGACAGAGCCUGCGAUUGGAAACGAACCUGAAGCGGAGACAAAGACUCCAGAUGAUCAGGCGCAGGAUAUGACGAUAGGAGUUGAUAUAAAAACCGCAGCUCCCUAUACGGUAACCACAAUGCGGGAACUACGCGAUGAGAGGGCAAACGAGCUUUAUGGAAAAAGCUAUCUAAGUGCUUAUCAAACGCCCAUGUCCCGGAAUUACAACAGCCACCUCGAUGUCCACGCCACUAUCUGCCCCUUCGAUCUGAUGGGUCGCUGUGAGGACACGGACUGUUCCUACCUGCAUUUAGCCCGCCCCGAUCUCCAAAACGAGCUGCCAAAGACAAAUCUCUCUCACAAUAACUAACAAAAACAAAACAAAAAUUUCACUAAAACAUUAAGAGUAUAUGUAUAAUCAUAAAAAUCAAUAGCGUGCUUGAAUUCUGGUAAGUUGGACUCUUCACGCGACUUAAUAUUUAAAUGUUGCUUUCAGUCAACGUUAAAAAAAGAAAGAAACCCACAAAUCAAA